CAAGAAAUUGUGCGGAUAUUAUUUACGUCAACUAGUUUUCAUAAAAUUUUCACAAUUGGAAACAAUAAAUGGGGAAAGUGUGAAAAUUAUUUAGAAAAUUGUUAAAUAUGUAGAAAGUAAUGUUAAUUUUAAAUUUGCUUACAAGCAGGCAUUAAAUUGCAAUAACGAAAACUUAUAUGUUCAGUAAAAAAUCAAUUGAAAGGAAAGCUAGGUGUGGUCGUGUUAACAAUAAUUGAGGGAUAUUACAAGCGAACGAACAUUUCUCUGCUGCGAUAAAGAUGGCACGUCCUAUCUAUCCUAAUCAGUCAAAAAUUGCUGAAAAAUUGAUAAUUUUAAACGAUAGAGGUCUGGGCAUAUUAACUCGUGUUUACAACAUUAAAAAGGCUUGCGGCGAUACUAAAUCUAAGCCUGGUUUUUUAUCGGAAAAAUCCUUGGAGUCGUCCAUUAAGUUUAUAAUAAAGCGAUUUCCCAAUAUCGAUGUAAAGGGCCUCAAUGCUAUAGUGAAUAUAAAGGCUGAAAUCAUUAAAUCACUCUCCUUAUAUUAUCACACGUUUGUGGAUUUGCUGGAUUUUAAAGAUAACGUAUGCGAGCUAUUAACCACAAUGGAUGCCUGUCAAAUCCAUUUGGAUAUAACACUGAAUUUUGAGUUAACCAAAAACUACUUAGACUUAGUGGUUACCUAUGUGUCAUUGAUGAUUCUUUUAUCACGUGUAGAGGAUCGUAAGGCAGUAUUAGGUCUAUAUAAUGCAGCUUAUGAAUUGCAACAUAAUCAAGCUGACUCUGGCUUUCCUCGUUUGGGACAAAUGAUCCUGGAUUACGAAGUCCCACUAAAAAAGCUAUCUGAGGAAUUCAUACCACAUCAACGUUUACUAACAAAUGCUUUACGCUCACUAAGUACUAUAUAUCCACAUCGGAACUUGCCGGCUGAUAAAUAUCGUGAAACGCAAAAGCUAAGCUUGGUUGGCAAUCCGGCAAAUUUGCUUAAAGCUGUACGCACUGAUACUAUGUCGUGUGAAUACCUCUCACUUGAGACAAUGGAUCGUUGGAUAAUAUUUGGAUUGCUACUGAAUUACCAAAUGUUGGCUCAGUAUGCCGAUGUCAAUAAAAUUUGGCUUUCGGCUUUAGAAUCCAGCUGGGUUAUAGCUCUGUUUCGUGAUGAAGUGUUGCAAAUACAUCAAUACAUACAAAACACCUUCGAUGGAAUUAAGGGGUACAGCAAACGCAUUAAUGAGGUUAAAGAGGCAUACUCAAAUGCAGUACAAAAAGCUUCUCUUAUGCACCGAGAAAGACGCAAGUUUCUACGUACCGCUCUAAAGGAAUUAGCUCUAAUUAUGACGGACCAGCCCGGCUUGUUGGGCCCAAAAGCCAUUUUUAUUUUCAUUGGGUUAUGCUUGGCAAGAGAUGAAAUACUAUGGCUACUGAGACAUAAUGAAAAUCCGCCGUUAUUAAAAAAUAAAGGGAAAAGCAAUGAAGAUCUCGUGGAUCGUCAGUUGCCUGAACUAUUGUUUCAUAUGGAGGAAUUAAGAGCUUUAGUGCGAAAAUAUAGUCAAGUAAUGCAACGAUAUUACGUUCAAUAUCUAUCGGGUUUCGAUUCUACUGAUCUCAACAUACGUAUGCAAAGCUUGCAAAUGUGCCCAGAAGAUGAGAGUGUUAUUUUCUCUUCGCUAUAUAAUACUGCAUCAAAUCUAACAGUAAAACAAGUCGAAGACAACGAGUUAUUUGACUUUAGAGCAUUCCGUUUGGAUUGGUUCCGUUUGCAAACGUACAUGAGUGUCGGCAAAGCCGCAUUACGCGUAACUGACCAUGUGGAAUUAGCUCGCCUACUUGAUUCGAUGGUAUUUCAUACCCGAGUAGUAGACAAUUUGGACGAAGUGCUCGUAGAAACAUCAGACUUGAGCAUUUUUUGCUUCUACAAUAAAAUGUUUGAUGAUCAGUUUCGUAUGUGCUUGGAAUUUCCAGCGCAAAAUCGCUAUAUUAUUGCAUUUCCAUUGAUAUGUAGUCACUUUCAGAAUUGUACGCAUGAAAUGUGUCCAGAAGAACGACAUCAUAUACGCGAACGUUCCCUAAGUGUAGUAAAUAUAUUUCUAGAGGAAAUGGCCAAAGAAGCCAAGAACAUUAUAACCACUAUCUGUGACGGGCAAUGUACAAUGGCCGAUGCUUUAUUACCCAAGCAUUGCGCAAAGAUACUCUCAGUUCAAUCAGCUCGUAAAAAGAAAGACAAAUCAAAGAAGCAAUUCGAUGACAUACGCAAACCCGGUGAUGAAUCGUACCGUAAAACGAGAGAAGAUUUAACGACAAUGGAUAAACUUCAUAUGGCUUUAACAGAACUAUGUUACGCUAUUAAUUACUGCCCUACAGUAAAUGUAUGGGAGUUCGCAUUCGCCCCACGCGAAUAUUUAUGUCAAAAUUUGGAGCAUCGGUUUUCACGGGACUUAGUCGGCAUGGUGAUGUUCAAUCAGGAGACGAUGGAAAUAGCCAAACCUUCGGAAUUAUUGGCAUCAGUUAGAGCCUAUAUGAACGUCUUGCAAACUGUGGAGAAUUAUGUUCAUAUUGAUAUGACUCGGGUUUUUAACAACUGCCUGCUACAACAAACGCAAGCUUUGGAUUCGCAUGGAGAGAAGACAAUAGCCGCUCUUUAUAACACUUGGUAUAGUGAAGUUUUGCUUAGGCGUGUUUCGGCGGGUAAUAUUGUAUUCAGUAAUAAUCAGAAAGCCUUUGUGCCAAUUUCACCCGAAGGCUGGGUUCCAUUCAAUCCACAAGAAUUUUCCGAUUUGAACGAGUUACGUGCGUUGGCUGAAUUAGUGGGACCGUAUGGCAUUAAGUCUUUGAAUGAAACUUUGAUGUGGCAUAUUGCAAAUCAAGUACAGGAAUUGAAAUCACUAGUUGUUGUUAACAAGGAAGUAUUGAUUACCCUACGUACCAGUUUCGAUAAACCAGAAGUAAUGAAAGAACAAUUUAAACGUCUACAAGAUGUUGAUCGAGUUUUGCAACGAAUGACUAUCAUAGGUGUUAUAUUAUGUUUCCGUAAUUUGGUGCAUGAAGCAUUAGUAGAUGUUUUAGAAAAGCGUAUACCUUUUCUGCUGAGUUCGGUGAAAGAUUUCCAAGAACACUUGCCUGGUGGCGAUCAAAUACGUGUGGCGUCUGAAAUGGCUUCAUCAGCUGGUUUAAUGUGCAAAGUCGAUCCGACAUUGGCGGCCACUUUAAAAUCGAAGAAACCUGAAUUUGAUGAAGGUGAGCAUUUAACUGCUUGCUUGUUAAUGGUUUUUGUUGCAGUGUCCAUACCUAAAUUGGCACGCAAUGAGAAUUCGUUUUAUAGAGCCACCAUUGAUGGUCACUCAAAUAACACUCAUUGUAUGGCAGUGGCCAUUAACAACAUUUUUGGAGCGCUAUUUACUAUCUGUGGUCAAAAUGAUAUUGAGGAUCGUAUGAAGGAAUUUUUAGCUCUCGCCAGUUCUUCUUUAUUACGUCUUGGACAAGAAUCGGAUCGGGAGGCGACACGUAAUCGCGAAUCAAUCUACCUACUUCUCGAUGAAAUCGUCAAACAAUCGCCGUUUUUAACGAUGGACUUGCUAGAAUCAUGCUUUCCUUAUGUAUUAAUCCGAAACGCCUAUCAUGCCGUUUACAAGCAGGAGCAAAAUUUAAAUUAAUCAGUAAAAAUACUUUUUUUUUUAGAUUUUUUUAUUUACAUAAGCGAAAAAUGCAUUUUUUUUUUUAAGUGUUUUAAGUUAAAAGUACACAAAGUAUUCGUUUCCACUUUUUAAUUAUCAUAUAUACAUAUACAUGGAUAUACUAAA
This is a messenger RNA of Glossina fuscipes, 3794 nucleotides long. It is a transcript of the gene Hem, whose product is annotated as membrane-associated protein Hem. The transcript has 3 exons. The coding region runs from base 279 to 3647 and encodes 1122 amino acids. Gene Ontology annotation, biological process: cell projection assembly; cortical actin cytoskeleton organization; cell migration. Lineage: Eukaryota; Metazoa; Arthropoda; Insecta; Diptera; Glossinidae. The record is from RefSeq and is a predicted model, not a curated record. Gene Ontology annotation, cellular component: SCAR complex.